This is a messenger RNA of Candidula unifasciata, 585 nucleotides long. The record is from the annotation of a GenBank genome assembly. NCBI's taxonomy places the organism in Eukaryota, Metazoa, Mollusca, Gastropoda, Stylommatophora, Geomitridae.
AUGAAACGAAGCUGCAACAGAAAAAAUGCAUGUUUAAAUGACAACCAAACAGAUCCACUUGAUACAUUAAACUGUGUACAUUCUCAGUCAAUAACAUGUUCAUUCAACAUGAAGCCUCGAGCUUCACAAACAACCACUUAUAACACUCAACGGCUUAGACAAGAAAGUAAGGCCAGGAUUGUUUCUACAAAUAAACGACGGCACUCUCUCGCAACGACAGAUGCUCAACGGAAUUCAAGCGCAGCCUGUCAAACCAAAGAAAUGAAAUCAAUCCUGAGAAAUGCAGUUUUGUCAAGAAGAAGCAGCCUUGAGAACGUUGAAAUUACCCAUUUCUCAAAACAUGAUUAUAUGACCGCAGCAGUAACUGAAUCACAACCACCUCAUAAUUUUAUUAACGAAGGGGUCGAGCAGGCAAAAAGCUUUGUCUUCGACGAUUUUAACUUCGAUCAAGCUUUGAGAGAAAAAGACCUUCUUAGAAAAUGUCUCUAUCGAUUGCCAGCGGAAUCUCUGUCCUCAAUUCAAGGGAGUCCGAAGAAGGUGACUUUCAAGAACGACGUUGAACACAUUGCAAAUGUGGUCACAUAG